Molecule: messenger RNA, 1840 nt
Organism: Strongylocentrotus purpuratus (purple sea urchin)
Lineage: Eukaryota; Metazoa; Echinodermata; Echinoidea; Camarodonta; Strongylocentrotidae
Product: transcriptional enhancer factor TEF-1
Exons: 13
Biological process (GO): embryonic organ development; regulation of transcription by RNA polymerase II; hippo signaling
Cellular component (GO): transcription regulator complex
Molecular function (GO): RNA polymerase II cis-regulatory region sequence-specific DNA binding; DNA-binding transcription factor activity, RNA polymerase II-specific
Source: RefSeq, a predicted model, not a curated record
UUCUUCACAUUUUUCUUUCUAGGUCGUAAUGAACUCAUCGCAAGGUACAUCAAACUCAGAACGGGGAAGACGAGAACAAGAAAACAGGUGUCAAGUCAUAUUCAGGUGUUAGCAAGAAGAAAAGCAAGGGAACUCCAAGCACUAUGUAAGGUUUCGAGUCAUAUACAGGUUCUUGCCAAGAGAACUGCUCGAGAAAUCACGAAGACCUUCAAGCAGGAUCAAGCGACAAAAGACAAGGCCUUACAGAGCAUGGCAGCGAUGUCAUCAGCGCAGAUCGUCUCGGCCACUGCCUUACAGAACAAAGCUGCUGCCAUGGGGCUUGGGGGUUUAGGGUUACCGGGUGCAGCCCCUCUCAGACCGCCCUACCCAGGAACACCGUUUUUGAGGAGAUGGGAGCUAGAGGGACAAAAUCAGUUAGAAUUAAAGCAAUUAUGGCAACCCGGGCUCACACAAGCAGGACCAUCUCAUGACCCUUCCAUUCUCUACCCCAGCAUCAAACCAUUCACAUCAGCCCAGCCUUACCCUCCGACGGCGACGACGGUCAGCGAGUACGCGUCGGCCACACCCGCGUGGGAAGGAAGGUCAAUCGGCAUGAGGAAGCUACGGCUCGUCGAGUUCCAAGCCUUCAUCGAGAGGACGAGAGAACCAGACAGCUAUAACAAGCAUUUCUUUGUUCAUCUCGGUCCUAACGUCAGCUUCUACGACCCCCUCCUAGAGGCAGUCGAUGUGAGGCAAAUAUACGACAAGUUUCCUGAGAAGAAAGGCGGGUUAAAAGACCUCUAUGAGAAAGGGCCUGCUGAAGCUUUCUUCCUCGUCAAAUUCUGGGCGGACCUCAACACGAAUAUGUCAGACGAAACAGAUGUCUUCUAUGGAGUCACAAGCCAUUACGAAAGUGAAGAGAAAAUGACAAUCACGUGUUCAACCAAAGUCUGUUCGUUUGGCAAACAAGUUGUAGAAAAAGUAGAGACGGAGUACGGGAGGUACGAGAACGGUCACUUCAUCUACGAGAUCUCGCGGUCGCCCAUGUGUGAAUACAUGAUCAACUUCAUCCACAAACUCAAGCAUCUCCCAGAGAAAUACAUGAUGAACAGUGUUCUAGAGAACUUCACAAUUCUACAGGUCGUCACGAACAGAGACACGCACGAGACGUUACUAUGCAUCGCCUUUGUCUUUGAAGUGUGUACAAGUGAACAUGGGCCGCAACAUCACAUUUACAGACUUGUCAAAGACUAGCACACUUUUAUUGGAUAAAGACUCGGGAGAAGACUAGCUUUAUACUUUUGUUUCCCACCUGUGCAAGAACUGCCAAUUCUUGAAUUUUUCUCUUCUCGUUUUUAUCGUCUUUUCAACGUUUUUUAUCGCUGCUGGGGAGGAGUGUGAUCUCAAUGAUAGUGUAUCAUUUCUUUCUUGUGAAGUUUUGUGUGGGAUAACUGUGAUGAAUGGAGCUCGAGGCAUACUGGAGAGUGGAUGAUCGCUUGGAAAGAAACCUCAUUGAAAGUGUCAAAGGGGUGCGUCCUUGGCACUGUUUCUUCAAUGCAGCAGUGUUCAAACCCGGAGAAUGGUGGAUGAGUAGGAAUGAUACGUCAAGCAAAACAUUCUAAGAGUCCACACUACAGCUCGACUUCUGUGCUCCAAUACUCCAAGGUGCUGUGUUCUGACAUCUCUAACUCUACAUGCUUCGUUUCCGUGCUACACGCAAAGUGACAAUGUGAAGCAUCAAGUUCUUCACAGACACAACUUCACGCUCUUUGAUUGAGUUGUCGAGACAUCCCUGUGCCCCGUUAGUGCCCUUCUGCGUUGCAACAUACUGUGGAGCUAUUAUCCAAAUAGCCAUCGAGGC